UUUAACAACAACCGACAUAAAGAUUCAAUCUAAUGAACCUGGUAGAUCAAAUGCUAUGAAUGAAUUAAAUCAAGAAUCAAAACGUAUUGCUGAUAAUGCUAAAGCUGCUUUAUCUGGUUAA
This is a messenger RNA of Funneliformis geosporum, 121 nucleotides long. The record is from the annotation of a GenBank genome assembly. NCBI's taxonomy places the organism in Eukaryota, Fungi, Glomeromycota, Glomeromycetes, Glomerales, Glomeraceae.